GGAAGGUUGAAGUUGGCAGAGUCAAAAUCUACGCCGGCGCGAACGAGGCUGGCUGAGACUGUGGCUGACUGGAAACUGUUUUGAGUAUUAAACUCGCGCAGGCCGCAAGUGGAAGCCAAGACUUUUCCUCCUAUUCAUCCAUCCAUCCAUCCAUGCAUACACAUUCCACCAUGUCCAAGGCACAGUUCUCCAACUACCCCGGCACCGAGAGCUUUGCCGAAACAUAUCACUACUCCCAAGCAGUCCGCAUCGGCAAUAUCCUGCGCAUCUCCGGGCAGGGCGGCUGGGACAAGGACGGCAAGGUCGCGGCCGACCCCAAGGAGCAGAUCUCCCUGGCCCUGCAAAACAUCCUCGCCGCCCUGCGCGCUGCCGAGCCGUCGGCGGGCUGGCACAACGUCGUUUCGGUGCGCAGUUUCCACACCGACAUUGCCGGGGCGUUUGAGGUGAUGACCAAGGCGUUCAAGGAGCUAGGCCCGGAUCACCGACCAACCUGGACCUGCGUAGAGGUCAGGCGGCUGGCUCUGGAGGAGAUGGUGGUCGAGAUUGAGGCCGAGGCUCUUAUCUAGGGGAGGACCGACUUGUGGGAUAUAGUCAUCAGCGGCAUGCUUUCGGAUUUACAGCGGCUUCGACCAAGCCCGGGUUUUCUCAUUGCCCUUACGCCAUGAUGAAGGAUCGAGAGACAGGGUGGAAGUGGUGCAGAGGCUGAACACUUAGGGCAGCCAUCGGGCGUGCGAGAUGAGAGGGAUGGAAGCAGAUGGCGGUGUAUUUACGGGAAUUAUCGACAACAUGGUCAUAUUUGUGGGGCGUCACGAUCGGGCAACGUGUUGAUCUUCUACUGUGCCCUUGCAGGAUCAGUCAGUUCAUUUCAGG
This is a messenger RNA of Microdochium trichocladiopsis, 870 nucleotides long. Its product is annotated as endoribonuclease L-PSP. NCBI's taxonomy places the organism in Eukaryota, Fungi, Ascomycota, Sordariomycetes, Xylariales, Microdochiaceae. Bases 153 to 566 code for a protein of 137 amino acids. The record is from RefSeq and is a predicted model, not a curated record. The transcript has a single exon.